Acanthamoeba castellanii str. Neff is the source of this 3147-nucleotide messenger RNA. Its product is annotated as protein kinase domain containing protein. The coding region runs from base 1 to 3147 and encodes 1048 amino acids. The record is from RefSeq and is a predicted model, not a curated record. The transcript has 10 exons. Gene Ontology annotation, cellular component: signaling receptor complex. Gene Ontology annotation, molecular function: ATP binding; transmembrane receptor protein tyrosine kinase activity. NCBI's taxonomy places the organism in Eukaryota, Discosea, Longamoebia, Acanthamoebidae. Gene Ontology annotation, biological process: multicellular organism development; positive regulation of kinase activity; protein phosphorylation.
AUGAGGGGGGCGAGACCGCGUCGACCCCGCGUGGGGAGAGGACCCACGAAAAGUGGGGUGCGGUGGGAGGACUUCCAGCAGAUCGAACUCAUCGGCCGUGGACGGCAGGCAGCGGUGUAUAGGGCCCUGUGGCAGGGGCGGCCCGUGGCCAUCAAGCGCAUCAUGACGGGCCACAUCAAGAACAUGCUCCACGAGAUCGAGAUAUUCAGUAAGCUGCCACCGCAUCCUAACGUGGUGGAAGUCUACGGAGCCAUUCUCUCGGGAGGCGAGGACCAGGGCAUCAUCCUCGAACUGUGCUCCGAGGGGUCUUUGUGCUCGUUUCUGCGCACCAACAACCUGGGCCUCAAGGACAAGGUCAAGCUCGCCACGGACGUGGCAGAGGGAAUGGUGCACCUCCACAUGCACGACAUCCUGCACCGCGACCUGGCCGCCCGCAACAUUCUGGUCUAUGUGCACAAGAAUGCGCUCGGCAAGCUGGACGCCAAGGUGGCCGACUUUGGGAUGUCGCGUGAAGGCCACGUCUACGUGACCACCAACCCGUUCGGCGCCGUCAAGUGGAUGGCUCCGGAAGCCCUCUCGCUCAAGGAGUCCUCCGAGAAAUCAGACGUCUGGAGCUACGGCGUCCUUCUCUGGGAGAUGCUGGCGGAGGAGGCGCCCUUCCCUGAGAUGCGGCCCGAUGAGGUGGUGAACCGGAUAGUCAAGUGCAAGAUGAAGCCUCAGGUUCCGGCGGGCUGGCCUGUCGAGAUCAGGAACCUCCUCAAGGCCUGCUGGCGCGAGGACGCCCACAAGCGGCCCUCGUUCCCGGUCAUCUCCCGCCUCCUCAAGAUGUUCUGGGCCUCGCUCGACUACGAAGUACCCGACGGCGACGACGAGGGCUACCUCCGCUACGAGGACCUCAUCUGCGAGGACGACGACGACGACGACGACCACGACGACGACGACCACGACCACGGCAGCGGCAGCGGCGACUAUGACGACGACGCCGAGAAAGAGGAUGAUGAGGAGGAGGAGGACGAGUCAGCCUCUCCCGCUCCCGUCGACGAUCUGUCCCGUCGGCCUGCCGCCGCCGCCGCCGCCACCACGUGCACCACCUCCUCCCUCUCGUCCUCCCCCGAAUACCGCCUCCACCGCCACCGCCACCGCCACCACUACUCUGCUCCCAACCACCCCCGCCACCACGACGACGACCACGACGACGACCACCGUCACCGCCUGCAGCAGCAGCAGCAGGAGCAGCAGCAGCAGGAGCGAGGACGAGCCGAGAGUGGCUUUGACACCCGACACCCGCGAGUGGAGGAAAGAGGUCGAAAGUACCGGCCUGCUCCAUCGCGAUCAUCACCACCGCCACCGGCAUCAUCACUGUCGUCGUCGUCGUUGUCGGCGUCGGCAUUAUCAGCAUCCCCCUCACUGCCCUCCCCGUGGCCUCAUCGCGAGGGCGGCGAGACCAACAAAGGCGGUAACGAGGACGACGAGGAGGAGGAGCGGGAGGAGCAGUGGGAGGAAGACCAGGAGGAGCAGUGGCAAGGCGAAGAGGAGUGGAGGAAGAAGCUGCUCCGACACGACGACUCGUCCCGCCCGGGAGCCGUGAGGAGAGCCGCCGCCGCGAAGGCCAAAGACCGAAGCGCUGCGCCCAAGCCCCGCGCCGGGGUGCUGCCCCUGUCCUCUCCUCGCCACCGGCGCCACCACCACCUCCACCACCAGCACCACCACCACCACCACCACCAGCAGCAGCAGCAGCAGCACCAGCAGCAUGCCCUCCCGGGGGGCGUUCAGGUCCAGGCGGAGGCCCCGCCGCAAGUCGCAAUCGACCACCACCCGCACCACCAUCAUCUCCACCAGCCCCUCCUCUUGUCGGGCGGAGGGAGAGAGCGGGCGAAGCAGCACCAGCACCAGCAACACCACCAGCAGCAGCAGCACCAGGAGUAUCGGUCAGGGGCUGCACUGCGGACUGGGUCGCUGGACACACGCUACCCCGGCCACCACCACCAUGACCACCACUACCGCGGCAACGGCGGCGGCGGCGGCGGCGGCGGCGGCGAGGGAGAGACCGACACAGACGAGACGGACUCUGACGUUUCAGAAGAAACGGGCGAGUCAGGGGACGACGAUCGAGGGGAAGCGGCGCUCCACCGGUGGCCCGAAAGCACGGGCCGCCAGCUCGCUGCUGCUCGUUGGCCCCGGCGCACCUCCUCCUCCUGCUCCUCCUCCUCCUCCCGCCACGACGACGACGAUGACGACAAUCGGGAUGAUGAUGGUGAUGAUGGUGGUGGUGAUGAUGAUGGCGAUGGUGACGAUACCAGCGACAGUGAGGAGGAGACCGCCUCUGAGUCUGAGGAGACUGGCGAAGAGGGCAAGGGCACGACACGACACGCUGGCGCCGCGAGCCACGACAGCAGCCGGCCGUAUACUCCUCGCAACCGCCGCCGCGGCAGCGGUGGCGGUUACGAGGAGCAGGGUGAGCCACCACCACGGCCUCAGCCACAGCCACAGCACCAGCAGCGGCGCGGGGUGCCGCCACUCAGCCUGCCUGUGCGGGAUCUGCGAGGACGGCCUCAUUCACGCACGUCUUCCGCUGCCUCGUCGUCGUCGUUGUCCUGUUCGUCGUCGUCGCCGCCGCCCCUGCCGCCCGGUUCCGCCUCUCGAGUCAGAGCGUUCGCCGCGUGGCCUCCGACCCACCCGGUCGUCGCCGGCCGCCUCACCCUCGCAUUCGCCUCGCUUCUUCACGACGCUGCCGCUUCUGCUGCUGCUGCUGCUCGCCUCCUGCUCACCACCCAGCAGGCCCGACAGAUGCUCGGCGGCGAUCGUUACGGAGGCCGGAGCACGGAGAACGACCACUACCGUUUGGCCUCGGACUGCGAGGGCCAGGAGGAGGAGGAGGAGGAGGAGGAGGACUCGGGCUGCGAUGCUGCCGACACGUACACGGACAGUAGCUCCUCCCCAACAACAACAACGUUGUGCUCCCCGCUCACCAGCGCCCGUGAGCCGGAGCGCUACCACAACCUCCACAACUUUGUGGACAUGAUGCGGGGCAGGCGCGACCACGUCCGCACCCACGACGUCUCCAACGAGGGCGAGGACUUCCUGGAGGCCAUCAUUGGCUUCUUCUCCUCCCCUUUUGUAUCCAUGUGGGACACCAUCCACCCUUGA